Molecule: messenger RNA, 481 nt
Organism: Paraglomus brasilianum
Lineage: Eukaryota; Fungi; Glomeromycota; Glomeromycetes; Paraglomerales; Paraglomeraceae
Source: the annotation of a GenBank genome assembly
AUUACAGUCAGCCGACAUUAAAAUAUGCGUGCUAUCCGCUACUGACCUCCAGUCGAUAACACUAGAUCCAGUUAUUUCCUCGUAUAUCGAUUCAGACACCAUUUUGCUCCUCAACAAGAAAGAUCUCGUCUUAGAUAUUUGCUCAAUUACAAAAGACGUAAAGUUCAACACCAAACUAGUUUGUAACAUUUCCUGCAAAACAGGAGAAGGAAUUAGCGAUUUCCUAGACGCAUUCGUCAAUGUCAUCAAAGAAAAAUUCGACACGGUAUCUCCAGAAACACCCCUGAUCACACAGUCGAGACAUAGAGAGCAUCUACAAGAGUGUCUUGGAGCAUUAGAGCGGUUCUCAGAGCAAGACGAUGUUGUAUUACGCGCUGAAGAAUUGCGUUACGCUGCAAACGCUAUUGGAAAAAUUACUGGACAAGUGAAUGUAGAGGAAGUUCUUGGUGCUAUAUUUGAGCGUUUUUGCAUCGGAAAAUGA